Messenger RNA from Ostertagia ostertagi, 282 nucleotides. Lineage: Eukaryota; Metazoa; Nematoda; Chromadorea; Rhabditida; Trichostrongylidae. The record is from the annotation of a GenBank genome assembly.
UACAAUUGUGAUGACCGCAACUGCUACAAGGACUUGGCUCGACUUCGUGGCGUGAAAUAUUUCACCUGGGCACCUGACAAACACCACUUGAUUUAUCCCGAAGGCGACGGUCUUCAUCCCCAGACUGGUGAUCCACAUAAGAAGUUCACAAACUACAGAUUUGACCCCGAGGAGUUCGUACGUCAGGUGAAAUUGAUGGUGGAGUACGUGCGUCGUCAUCCGAAAUUCGUCGAAGAGAGACGCCGAUUACGGAGAGCUCAAAGGAAGUUGGAAGAGCUCUGA